AUGAGUUUCUACUGGGAAAAGGGACUCCAGCAACAGGACACCGGUCAACCUGCACAACAACAGGGACAAUGGGAUUUUAUAAACCUCGGCGGAGCACCGGCACCACAACAUCAGUGGAAUCCUUCGGUCCAACAACAACAACCGCAACAUCAGCAACAAACCAAUUAUUAUUAUCAGUCAGCACCAUCACAACCGCAACAACCCCAUACUAACCAUUCUGCACAGCAGCAACAGUAUAAUGUAAACUCACAACACCAGCAGUCUGCCGAGCAGAAUUACCAACAACAACAAUGGAUGGCACAACAACAGUCUCAACAUCAGCCGCCACCAUCCCAACAAGCUCAAACCCAACAAACUCAGCACCAACCGCAAAAACCAAAAAAAGCACAACAAACUGUGAUUGAACAUACACCACUCUUGCCACCGGCUCAACAGGUGCAACAAGUGCAACCACAGGCUCAACAGGCUCCCAACUUUACUCCAGCUCCACCUGUUUUGGCACCAUCGUUCCAACCUGUAGAAUCACAUCAACAGUACUACCAACAACAACCCCAGCAACAAUCUCAACCGAUGUACCAACAAUAUGUGAACUCAAAGCCAGAAGAGACAGCUGCACCAGCCUACUAUCCACCACCACCUGUGACACAACUCGGAUCGGCGCCUGCAUCGAAGGAAGUGACCCCAGAGCCACAGACAAAACCGAUGGCACCUGCAGUCCAGGUGGCGCCGGUCACCCAAAAACAGGCGGCUCCUACCCCGAAGCCUCCGGUGUUGGCUCCUCCCACUACAACACCUGUGGUUCCAAAGAAAGAGGAACAUCUCACUGUCGCCGCACCAAUUGUCAUUGAAGACGCCAAACCUAAAGUGACACCGACGUCUUCUGAAGACGACUGGGAGAAGGCUGACAUGGAGAUUCAACGUGUAGAGGAUGAGAACAAACGUCAAAAGGCGUCUCAAGUAGCCCCCGAAAAACCAGAAGAGUCACGCGAGUCGUCAUCUCUUGGAGGUUCAUGGGCCACACAGGAUACGGAGCCAUCGGAGAGAAGUUCGGUAGAGCCGGUAGAGAUUGUGGAGCAUCCAGUGUCUAUUGAAGUUGAUAUUGAAGAAAAGACACCAAGAGUUUCUGUGUCAGAGAAUCAAGCGACUCCAACAAUAGUCAAUAUGUCGAUUUCUCUUUCUGAUGACCGACAAGAAACACCUGAAGCUGGUCAUCCGAAUCAAAGCACAUCUGUUGUGAUAAACUCUUCUAGUAGUCCUUUGGAAGCGAUUGCAACAAGCACACCGAAAGACAUGAGACCAGAGAAACGUUCAUCAGUGUCUUCUCAAGGGACAAUUGGUACAGAGAAAAGUCGCUCGAAGAAAAACACGGAGAAGUCGGAACGCCGAAACUAUCCAGACAUGUUCAACAAGCACGAGCCGCAAAAUCACAUCGUUGAGAAGGAGGAGGAGUCGGGUAACAACUCUGACAGUACGAUGGCUUCCGGACGUCCAGAAUUUGUGAGAGGAGAAGCGAGGGCCAGCUACCGGGAAUACAAAAAGACGUAUCAUGCGAUUGUGGAUCGACUCAAUUUCAUGAGAGCCAACCAAAAUCACUCAGAUUUCCGCCCAUCGUCCAAACUGGCGAACCCAUUGCUUGCUGCUGCGGGGUUAUCUCGCCAACAUCCUGCUAUUCGACGAGAGUCACUUGGAGCAAGGAAUGAUGGAAGAGCGUCUGUCCCUCUUCAUCAUAGCCAUAGCUUCAAUGAUAACAUCUACUCGGAGCAAAAUGGAGGGCGAAGGAGUCGAGUGAGUCGUUUGGAUCCAAGUGGUCGACCAUCAUCACGUCAUGCUCCUGGAUAUGCAUCAGUGAACCACAGCCAGAUAAACCCUUACGACCAACGAGGAUACGCUCAGCAGCAGAACCCUCUGUUCCGUCAUGGCCGUCAUAGUGCAAUGGCUGGACAGUACGACCCAAGGAGACCAUAUGGAGCUGAACAAUAUCCGGGAGCAGUUUAUGGGCAAGAACCACAAGAGGCUUCAAGUAUAUCGGAAAGUGAUGAGGAUGAAGGAGAAAGCGACUAUGAGAUCCAAGGAUACAACAUGCAUCACCGACAGGCACCGUCUGAACACAGUUACCAUCCAUCACAGGGAGGUGAUGACGAGGGAAAGACUCUCUACUAUUGUGGAGUGGUGCAUGUCAACAUGGAUCUCUGGUAUCGCAUUAAAGAGAAAACUGGCAUCCCCGCUGGUUUUGCGAAUCUUAACUCUAUCCAGAAGGCUGCUUUCAUGUUUUAUACAGUGGUGUUCAAACAACCUUACCCAAAUGUGGAGACGUUCCACAAUCGAUUCAAUCGAGAGUUCUUCAGGUAUAAGUGUGAUGGACAAUCGGAGGAUGCUGCUUUGUUCCAGAUUUGUCGAACAAUGCAAGAACAAUACGAAGCAAGACGAAAAGAGAAGGAGCUAGCCUACCAAAACAUGAAAGCCACUCUUUUCAGUGAUGAGAACAGUAUUGAUGGUGUUAACAUCAAUUAUCCACCGUACCAUUCUUCUGGCGAGCCACCAAAAAGUAUUAUGCUCACAAGACAAAGUGAGAACAACAGUGUAUACGCAGAGUCACUCAACGCUUGUGAUGUUUACAACAAUGGACCACUCAAGUUCUCAUGUCCACACAGCUUCCUCAAUAUCUCUCACGGAGGACAAAUCAUCUCCAUCCAACCUGACCAAUCUAUAUCUGCUGUCGUAUUCGAUGAUAUCAAAUCAGUAUUGAGAGACAUUCCAACUCUUCAAAUCAAGGAUGCAGCAAUGUCAUUCAAGGGACCACUCAUCCCACAUCAAUCUGCUUCUCACACUGUCCGAUUGUACAUUACCAAGCAAAUUGAGAAUAUUAAACGGUCAGCGGUCGCAAUGGAAAAUCCAGAAGCGAAUGAUGUUGUGGAGUCACUGUUGGUCUGGCAGCUCUUGGAGACAAUGGUUAAGCAGCAAGGAAACAUCACUGGUCCGGACAUUGCCGAGAUACUCGCCAAGGUCGCAAGUCAACCCGUCAAUAUUGAGGCACCACCACAAAUGUCCAACAUUACACCUGCACUCAACCAAUUUACUCAAUUCCUUCUUGGAGGUCAUAUUGACGAAGCAGUGGAGAGUGCAAUGAGAAAUGGAUUGUUUGCCGAUGCCCUCGUUUUGACUCGACGUCUUUUCCCGAAUGACGAGCGGAAAAUUGAGCAGAUUGAGAGCCGCUUCUUGCAGACCAGAUCGAUGAACAACCCGGUCACGACGCUGGUGUCCGUGGCUAAAGGAGAGGUGCCUCCUGUUUUGACGAACCCUCCUCUUGACGAUCAUUUGAGCUGGAGAACACAUGCUGCUAUCAUUCUGGCUAACCUCGACCAACGUGGCACCGCCUUGAGUACUAUUCACCAACUCGGACGAGCUUUGGCAAAGAGAGACUAUCACAGUGCUGCUGACUUCUGUUUCCUUGUUUGUGGAGUGCUCGGUGGGGAGAAGGAGAAUCCAUUCACACCAGUACCAACACCAGAAGGAGAGGAGGACUAUCGACGCUACAUCUCGCUGGUCAAUUCGGAUAUUCCGGAUAAUGAGGCUAAUCCAAAGUGUCAGUAUGGAUUCUUGCUUACUGAUUUGCAUGCGACUGAGAUUUUCGACUACGCUCUCCGACUGAAGCCUGAUCGAGAAUCUCUGUUGGCGACGUCUGUGGAGUACCAAACCGCGCGUAUCAAGUACGCAAAACUUUUGGCUAAUCAUGGAUUCACCACAGAUGCCUAUCGGUACUGCACAGAAGUCGCUCGUGCUAUCUGGGUCCACAUUACACUUUUCUGUCAGGAUGAUUUGUUGGAAUUGUGUGAUUUGGCUGAUUCUCUUCAUCACAGAGCAGAUGUCAAUCCAGAAGAGACACAAUGGAUUGAAAGUUUGAGAGCAAUAGCGCAAGCUGGAUACGGGCGAGCAUCUCCAACAACUACAACUAUUGCCACAACAAAACAAGAAAAUACGGAUGGAUUCCAGAGUUAUGGAUAUGAACAACAUCCGGAGACGGUGUAUGACGCGGAACCAUUACAACCAACACCGCUUGUACCAACUGCACCGGAACUUGCUCCAACUCCAAUUCCUUCAGCGUUCACUGCUCCGAUUCCUUCUGAACAUCAAACUUUUGAGCACCAGACUCCUCCAGAGAUUGCACAACAACAUCAGCAAAACCACUUCCAUGAGGAUGUUAGACAUGCACCGGCUACUCCAACUGGUUCUGUUCAUCAAGAACAACAUGCUCAACAAUAUGAGUCACCCUUCUCAUACCACUCAACUCCUCAAGAGCAGUUCCAGUACCCGGAUGAUGGUUUCACGACGCCACCGGACUUUAAUGAUGGACCAUUGACGAUGGCCUCAUCACCACAAGCCUCUGCUCCGCAGCUUGCUGAGCAACCGGCUGCAUCACCACCACUAGCCGCACAGGCUCCACCGCCACCUCAGCAAUAUCAACAGUACUCUGACCAGCAGCAGCAGCAGCAACCGCUACAACAACAUGAAAACCAGGUCCAAAACCAGCUGAAUUCCGACAACAAGAAUCAGAGUCAAGGAUGGUUAAAAACUAUCCAGACAAAAGUUCAGAAAGCGUUGCCCGGUCAGAACCCAAUGAAUCUACCAGAGGACAAGAAUCCAACAAUUGUGUGGGAUGAGUCACAAAAGAAGUACAUUGGAGCAGGAGUUGAACCAGAGCCAGUGGCACCACCACCGCCAACCGCUAGUUCCGCACCAGCACCGCCUACUGGAGGUGGAUUGAGAGCUGCUAGAGGAGUAUCUCGCUACGCCAAAGUUGGUCUCGGCAACUCUCCAUCGAACGCUUCCCAAGCUCUAGCUGGAAUGAUGCCACAAGCUCCUCCAACUGCAAGUUUUGGAUUCAUGCCUGCGCCAGUGGAUGACGAUGCGGAUUCUGUCGACCCGUUCAGUGGCCAAGCCAACCCAACAAUACAACAGUCUGCUCCUAGACCUGUUGAUGAUUAA
Caenorhabditis remanei is the source of this 4983-nucleotide messenger RNA. RefSeq lists its product as uncharacterized. Bases 1 to 4983 code for a protein of 1660 amino acids. The record is from RefSeq and is a predicted model, not a curated record. NCBI's taxonomy places the organism in Eukaryota, Metazoa, Nematoda, Chromadorea, Rhabditida, Rhabditidae. Gene Ontology annotation, cellular component: ER to Golgi transport vesicle membrane; endoplasmic reticulum exit site. The transcript is spliced from 15 exons. Gene Ontology annotation, biological process: COPII vesicle coat assembly; Golgi organization; autophagy.